This is a messenger RNA of Coccomyxa subellipsoidea C-169, 1710 nucleotides long. RefSeq lists its product as hypothetical. The record is from RefSeq and is a predicted model, not a curated record. Gene Ontology annotation, molecular function: high-affinity secondary active nitrite transmembrane transporter activity. The transcript is spliced from 11 exons. Gene Ontology annotation, cellular component: membrane. Bases 78 to 1151 code for a protein of 357 amino acids. Lineage: Eukaryota; Viridiplantae; Chlorophyta; Trebouxiophyceae; Coccomyxaceae. Gene Ontology annotation, biological process: nitrite transport; transmembrane transport.
GCUUCCUUGAGCUUCACUCGUUGCGGUUUAUCUUGCGGGAGAGCUCCUCACAACGAGCAGCGAGCUUGUUUGCAAGGAUGGCGCUCCCUCACACAUAUGAGCGCGAGGAAUCGACUCGCGGUCGCCGCGACACCAGCAAGGCCGUGGCGGUGCGUCAGCCCACUCUAAGGACGCCCACAAUCCAGCUGCUGCCGCCGCCUGCCAUCUACGACGCGGCUGUGCGGAUGGGAGAGGAGAAGGCAAACAUGCCAUGGUGGAAGACCUUUUACCUUGGCGUCCUGGCCGGCUUUUACCUGAGCUUCGGCGGCUGCUUAGCCUACACCAUCGGUGGGCAGAUGCCCGGGGUCAAGGAGUCGGACCCAGGUCUGCAGAAGCUGGUCUAUGGUGCCUUUGGCCUGCCCUUUGGGCUCGCCCUUAUCAUCAUUUGCGGUGGAGAGCUCUACACUGGCAACGCAGCCAUGCUGCCUGCCGCUGUCUUUGAGGGCCGGGCCACGUGGCUGCAGCUGCUCAAGAACUGGUUCUUCUCCUUCUUUGGAAACCUGGCCGGCUCUCUCUUCAUCGUGUGGAUUGUCGACGAGACACUGCUCUUCCAGAGCGGCAUGCCCGCAGGUGUGGCCAAUGCGAUCAUGGUUGCAAAGUCCAAGACCAGCGCCUCUUUUGGCACCACUGUCGUCCGCGGCCUGCUCUGUAACUGGCUGGUGACUCUGGGCAUCUGGCAGGCGACUGCUGCGCAGGACAUUAUCGGGAAAAUCUUUGGUGUCUACUUCCCGGUGCUGGCGUUCGUUGCCGUCGGAUUUGAUCACGUGAUUGCCAACAUGUUCCUGAUUCCCUUUGGCAUGAAGAUUGGAGCUCCGGUCAGUGUGAGCACCUACAUCGUGCACUCCAUGAUCCCCGUCUUCAUUGGCAACACCAUUGCUGCCAUGUUCUUUGUGGCAAUGUCAUAUGCGUUCAUGUAUGGGACGCUGGCGAACCGGCUCUCUGCCAUGAUCUGGGGAGCUGGCCAGAUGGCUCACCUGCCCGGCUUCAAAGGGUCCAAGGAGGCGGACAUGAAUGACAAGGCCAAUGGCUCCUACCACUCGACCACUGGCUCAAUCCCUGAAGGCCAGUCAAUGGACUUCAGAAACGACUCCGCAGCCGCCGCCCGGGUUUAAAAAUUCACGGAUUCAAAUUCAAAUUCGAAUUCGAAUUUGGGACCAUGAUUAGCGGCAGAGUGCAUGUGCAUGAGUGGUCAGCAGAGAGCCACAUUAGGCUCAACAUCUGCUGCCACCCGUACCCUUGCAUGCUGAUUUUUUGCGGAUCUAGAGAUCCAAAAAGCAGCAGGGCAGGGGCAUUCCUGAUCUGUUUGACAUGAUCCAAAAUGAGGGCAUUUGCAUCCGAGCUGCAGAUGAGUCUCAAAAGGCUAAAUCAGCAGGCCUGCACAACUGGUGCAGUAGCUGCUAAUUCUUCUUGGGGCCCGGUGCUGUGAAGCAUGGUUUGAUUUAUUGGGUGAGGGAUGACAAACUUUUUGCGGGCUUGAAUCUCUCUUUUAUGUGAAAUUUGGUGGAUGGCCAGAUGGGGAUACAUUAAUCCCUCAAGGACUCGGGGCAGGAGCCUUCGUUAGGCUGUAUGCAUUGGCUUGAAAAAGCCGGGAGGGAUGUAAAAUUGCCAAGUACAUAUUCUGGGUGAGGGUUGCCUGGCAUUUGUGCCUAGACGUAUGGGAUUAUUUUGGAA